This is a messenger RNA of Chrysochloris asiatica (Cape golden mole), 1525 nucleotides long. It is a transcript of the gene DUS2, whose product is annotated as dihydrouridine synthase 2. The coding region runs from base 7 to 1488 and encodes 493 amino acids. Gene Ontology annotation, biological process: tRNA dihydrouridine synthesis. Gene Ontology annotation, cellular component: cytoplasm. Gene Ontology annotation, molecular function: tRNA dihydrouridine synthase activity; tRNA binding; flavin adenine dinucleotide binding. NCBI's taxonomy places the organism in Eukaryota, Metazoa, Chordata, Mammalia, Afrosoricida, Chrysochloridae. The record is from RefSeq and is a predicted model, not a curated record. The transcript is spliced from 15 exons.
GAAGGAAUGAUUGUGAAUAAUCUCUCACUGUGCUACCACAACAAACUCAUCUUGGCUCCCAUGGUUCGGGUAGGGACGCUUCCAAUGCGGCUGUUGGCCCUGGAUUAUGGAGCAGACAUUGUUUACUGUGAGGAACUGAUCGACCUCAAGAUGCUUCAGUGCAAGAGAGUUGUCAAUGAGGUGCUCAGCACAGUGGACUUUGUCGCCCCUGAUGACCGAGUUGUCUUCCGAACUUGUGCGAGAGAACAGAAUAAGGUUGUCUUCCAGUUGGGUACUUCAGAUGCAGAGCGAGCCCUUGCUGUGGCCAGGCUGGUAGAAAAUGAUGUAGCUGGUAUUGAUGUCAACAUGGGCUGUCCAAAAGAGUAUUCCACCAAGGGAGGAAUGGGAGCUGCUCUGCUGUCAGACCCUGACAAGAUUGAGAAGAUUCUCAGCACUCUGGUUAAAGGAACACAUAGACCAGUGACCUGCAAGAUCCGCAUUCUGCCAUCGCUGGAGGAUACCCUAAGCCUCGUGAAGCGGAUCGAGAGGACUGGCAUUGCUGCCAUCGCAGUUCAUGGGAGGAAACGGGAGGAGCGACCCCAGCACCCUGUCUGCUGUGAAACCAUCAAAGCUAUUGCUGAAACCCUCUCCAUUCCUGUCAUAGCCAAUGGCGGCUCUCACGACCACAUCCAACGGUAUUUGGACAUAGAGGACUUUCGACAAACCACGGCUGCAUCUUCAGUGAUGGUGGCCAGAGCAGCUAUGUGGAACCCGUCUGUCUUCCUCAAGGAAGGUCUGCGGCCCCUGGAGGAGGUCAUGCAGAAGUACAUCAGAUACGCAGUGCAGUAUGACAACCACUACACCAACACCAAGUACUGCUUGUGCCAGAUGCUUCGAGAACAGCUGGAAUCGCCCCAGGGAAGGUUGCUCCAUGCUGCCCAGUCUUCUCAGGAAAUUUGUGAGGCCUUUGGCCUUAGUACCUUCUAUGAGGAGACCACGCGGGAGCUGGAUGUUCGGCGGGCGGAGCUCUUGGCCCGAACCCCACAGGAAGCCAGGGAACAAGUUGAAGAUGACUGCGGUGUCAUUAAGAUGGCUGUCAAGUUUGACCGGAGAGCAUACCCACCCCAGAUCACCCCCAAGAUGUGCCUGCUGGAGUGGUGCCGGAGGGAGAAGUUGGCACAGCCUGUGUAUGAGACGGUUCAACGGCCCCUAGAUCGUCUGUUCUGCUCUGUUGUUACAGUUGCUGAGCAAAAGUACCAGUCCACCUUGUGGGACAAGUCCAAGAAACUGGCAGAGCAGGCUGCGGCUAUUGUCUGUCUGCGAAACCGGGGCCUUCCUGAGGGUCGGCUCAAUGAGGAGAGCCCCACCCUGCACAAGCGCAAGCGGGAGGCUCCUGACCAAGACUCUGGGGACUCCAGAGCUCAGAAGCCAGCCUUGUCUGGGGAGUUGUUCAAGAAGACCCUUGUGGCCUUGGAAAGUGGAGAAGAUAGUCUGCUGGAAGGCAGGUGACCACUGUCCCUGCCCUGGUCACCUCUUCUGUGGGCCU